This is a messenger RNA of Sander lucioperca (pikeperch), 1601 nucleotides long. It is a transcript of the gene clu, whose product is annotated as clusterin. Lineage: Eukaryota; Metazoa; Chordata; Actinopteri; Perciformes; Percidae. Bases 142 to 1536 code for a protein of 464 amino acids. The record is from RefSeq and is a predicted model, not a curated record. The transcript is spliced from 11 exons.
GUCUGAACCGUCCCAGUUAUCCGCUGGUAUAAAUACGAGCAGCAGAGAGACUGGAGCAGCUUCAGACGGUCUGGAGUCUCAGGAAACAAACAGAUUUGUUUUUUUCAUCAUUGCCUGCUGGCCCUGUGAGAGUCAGAGAGGAUGUUAAUGAUGAUGAUGAUGAUGAAAAAGAAGGGGUCCAAGUUUCUGGCUGUGGUGGCUCUUCUUCUGGCCUCAGCCAACUGUAUCCUCCUUCCAUCCAAAGAAGAUCUUACCCAGAUCUCACUCCUGGGAGAAAAGUAUCUGGAUAAACAGAUUGAAAAUGCCGUUAAUGGAGUGAAGGAGAUGAAGAGCGUGAUGCAGAAAUCUUCAGAGGAACACCAGAAGUUUCUGGACGCCCUGGAGAAAACAAAGGAGCAGAAAGAGGAAGCGUUGCGCGUGGCUCAGGAGAAGGAGGCCAAGCUGGAGCAGGAAGAGGAGGUUUGUAACGAGACCAUGACGGCCCUGUGGGAGGAGUGUAAGCCCUGCCUGAAGAACACCUGCGUUAAAUACUACUCCCGAACCUGCAGCAGUGGAUCUGGACUGGUGGGACGCCAGCUGGAGGAGGUGCUCAACAGAACGUCUCCCUUCUCCAUCUGGAUCAACGGGGAGAAUAUAGAUGCCCUGCAGCAGGAGGGGCAGCGGCAGAGCAAAGAGCUCAGGAACCUGGAGGAAAAAUACUCAGAGAUGGCCGACGGUGUGGCCAGCAUAUUUUCAGACAGCAUGAAGGUGGCUGAUCACGUGCACUACAACCCUCCAGUGUUCUUUUUUCCUAACUUCCUGGGACCGUACACUCACCGGAGCAGAAGCGUUCGCUCUCUCUUCCUCAAUCCGUUCCACGGCUUCCAGGAUUUGUUCUCCCCCAUGAAGGACAUGAGCAGGAACUUCUUCAGCUCUAUGGGCUCCAUGAUGGACAUCGACUCAGACGCAGCUCCUAAUGAAGACGGCAGUGUGAACGAGGACGUGGUCAUCACCAAACCGUUUGGCAACGGCAGGAUGACCUGCAGAGAGAUUCGCCGCAACUCAGCCGGCUGCCUCAAGUUCCGCGAAGAGUGUCAGAAAUGCAAAGAGAUCCAGCAUAUUGACUGCUCCGGCAAGAGACCUCUGGAGGGCCCGCUGAAGCAGGAGCUGGAGGAGGCGCUGGCCAUGGCCGAGCGCUUCACUCAGCAGUACAACAGCCUCCUGAAGACGUUCGAGGAGAAGAUGUUCAACACCUCCUCCAUCCUGGACCUGCUCAACAGAGAGUUUGGCUGGGUGUCGUCUCUGGCCAACAACACCAACACCAAGGACGACAUCUUCCAGGUUCAGACGGUGGACAGCAGGGACACUGAAGAGAAGCCCAGUGAGGGGGAGAAGAAUCAGCCUGGAGAAACAAACGUGUCUGUGCAGCUCUUCGACAAUCCACCAAUGACCUUUAGCGUGCCGGGUGACAUCCCCUGGACCGACCCCAAGUUCUCUGAGGUGGUGGCCCAGAAGGCUCUGGACCGCUACAAGGAAACCAGCAUUGUGGUUAAAUAAGGUCCCAACCUGCGCUGUCUGCUGACAAGUGAAUGUCCUGCAUUUCUCAAAAUACACCCUGGGGG